AUGCCCAGCAACUGCCUUCCCCCCGAACUUCUGAGCCCGGAGUUCAGGCUUUUCCAGGGCGUCGAGCUGGCGUGCGAUGAGCGGGCUACGUAUACGGAUUUGCGACACGGUUUCAACAUCAUCUUAAAGCGACUCAAAAUCACGGAAUAUGUGAUGGCGAUGGUGGAGGACCAGGUAGUAACGGUCUCCACACCAACAAACGGCCACUCUUGCGGGACGCUUCUGGCUCUGUACUCAGCCAAAGAUGUCCCUCGCGUAGCCCAAGCCUAUAUCUUCUCCCCUCUAUCAGCAGCAGGAACUGAGUGCUCUACUGGGGAAGGUAUUCUCCGGAUAUAUCUGAUCACUACAGUGCUAGCUGACACGGAGCUGCUCACAGCACAUGCUCAGGCCCAUGAUCCCGGCUGUCUUGAGACGUCACCCUCGCUGAAUGCCUGGACCUGGGCAAAGCUCCUUGUCGACGUAAAGACAAGAAGCUCCCUGGCGCCCUCGACAUUCCACCACACUCCUAGCACGUACACAGACCCAACAGAUGGAAACCAGUUCUGGGCUCGCCUCAGUGCACACGCGACAGAGAUGUGCUUCCGCCAACACCGAACGUCCGUGCCCAUGAUCUCCAUAUGUCACGACUACGCGCGGUUCCUCCGAUUCGACCCCGCCGGAGUCGUGAUGUCAGAGGCGUUCGACUACGUCGAGGAUCCGGAGCCCUUAGUCACCUUCCUCUUCCACUACGUGCAUGCAAGCCGUCGAGCACGCGGGUUCGACCCGACUGCGACUCUCGCUUCGCCCGACGAGCAAGAGGUGUUUCGGGCGCUAGCUCAUAAUGACUCCUUGCGUGGACAUGUGAAGGCUGCCUUGAAGGUGGCGGAUACCCCCCAUUGGCCACUCCACAAGCUCUCCUGCAGGGCGCCGUGGUCUCUUGAGGGCGAGGCGCCCAUGUGUGCGGAAAGCCCGAGCUCCACCCGCGAGUUCCUUGUCGGAAGGCCGUGCUACAGGAGCGACUCUAUGAUUGGGACAGCAACUCGCGCUUUCAUGGCGUACGACAUCGCGCGCCACACUGUCGUUUUCAUCAAAGGCUGCUGGAGGCCGGAUUUAGGGCCCAACCACCUGUCCGAGUACGAAGUAUACCUGAAGUUGCUGAGCGGGUCCCCCAUACAUAUACCGACACUGCUUGGCGGGGGCGACGUCCUCGACGAGGCCAAAAGGCCUCAACGAACGCUGAUCACGGAAUCGCGAUGGGAAGACACAAGCUCGGGCCGCAUCCACGCGCGUCUCGUGUUCAGAGACGUCUGCCGUCCGUUGGAGUCUUUCCGGGACACCCGCGAGCUAGUGUCUAUCGUGUAUGACGCUCUUCAAGCGCAUAAGGUUGCGUGGGAGAGGCAUGGAGUCCUGCACUGCGACAUCAGUGUGGGUAACAUUCUGAUCCUCGACGUACCGAAUAUCGAUAGCGCCGCACAUGGAUUGGACACCAAAGUGGUUGGCCUCCUGUGCGACUGGGACGGUGCAAGGACGCGAGCCGAGGUCGUUCAUCCAGAGGCCUCCGAGUCCCAAUUGACCCGCUUGGGAACCUGGCAGUUCGUGUCCGGCGGUUUGCUUUGGUAUCGUCGCAAACCCUACCUGCUCUCUGACGACCUUGAGUCCGUCUACCACGUCCUCAACUGGUGCGCGCUCAAGUACCUGCCCCACGAGCUCACGGACGCACCUGACCACCUCCGGAGAGCGAUGCAAGACUUUUACGAUACGGAUUUCGGCGGCAAAGGCAGUUUUGAAAAGUUCAAGCGUAUCAAAGGGGGGCAUCCAAGCAUUAUGCGCGUUUUCCGCCUGGACGAGUGGAGAAGGACGCCGUCGAAGGGCGAUUUGAAGGAAGUCAUGGGCGGGAGACCAGCCAAGGAGCAACGCGCGGGGUCUGGUGGAGGAGUGACAGACGUCGGCGCUGUCGAUCAAUACGACACCCUCUUGUCGGACGGACAGCUACCUCAUGAGAAGCCCCAGAGUCUGUUAGACCAUACGGACAUUCUGGGCGCAUUCUCUGAGAUGCUCGACCGGACGACAGAGUGGGGCGGCAUCGAGAAACUUUCGGACCAAGUUCCGCCCCAAAGUCUGUGCUCGUCCUGGACGCGCGUGAGGGCUUGA
Molecule: messenger RNA, 2130 nt
Organism: Trametes versicolor FP-101664 SS1
Lineage: Eukaryota; Fungi; Basidiomycota; Agaricomycetes; Polyporales; Polyporaceae
Exons: 5
Coding region: 1-2130 (709 amino acids)
Source: RefSeq, a predicted model, not a curated record